CACAACAAGAUGAUCGCUGUGUUCUGCAUAGCCCUUAAUGUCAUACUGGUUUCAGGUUCCUCUCUCAGUGACCAGGUCUACCAGACUCCACCUGAUAUGUACAACAAGCAAGAAGAAACAGCCACAAUCAAAUGCUCACACAGUAUUGACAGCUAUAAUCGAAUCCUCUGGUACAAGCAAACGAAGGACGGUCAACUAAAGCUCCUGGGAUACAUGUUAGACACUUUAGGACAGCCAGAGACUGGACUGGGUGUGAAGAUGGAAGGAAGUGCAGCUAAAGACCAGACCUGCACAUUAACAAUUGAAAGACUCAAUCUGAGCAGCAGUGCAGUGUACUUCUGUGCUGCUAGUCUACACAGUGCUUCAUAUCACUGCUCCUCAGUACAAAAACCUCCUCAUCUCAGUAUAACAGCUCACAGCCCCUCACACCUGCGUUUCUUCUUCAGUUCCUCUCUCAGUGACAAGGUUUACAUGAGUCCAGCUGACAUAAUCAAACAACCUGAAGAAACUGCCACAAUCAAAUGCUCACACAGUAUUGACAGCUAUAAUCAAAUCCUAUGGUACAAGCAAACGAAGAACGGUCAACUACAGCUCCUGGGAUACAUGUAUAAUGAAAAUAAAAACCCAGAGCCUUCUAUUGUAGAUGUGAAGAUGGAUGGGAAUGCAGCUAAAGACCAGACCUGCACAUUAACAGUUGAAGGACUGAACCAGAACAGCAGUGGCAGACAAGAUGGUUAUAAUGGGAAGACGAUGAGGAAGUAUUAG
Molecule: messenger RNA, 765 nt
Organism: Sebastes umbrosus (honeycomb rockfish)
Lineage: Eukaryota; Metazoa; Chordata; Actinopteri; Perciformes; Sebastidae
Exons: 4
Coding region: 10-765 (251 amino acids)
Biological process (GO): cell surface receptor signaling pathway
Cellular component (GO): plasma membrane
Source: RefSeq, a predicted model, not a curated record